AUGUCUAAUAACGACGCUACAAACAACUUGAAGAAGUAUUUAGAGAGCCAACAACGUAAAUACGAUACAAAUUUUAAAGACAGCAAAGAUAAAUAUUCGGCACCGAGCAUAAAAGGUAGUACAGCGUACGGCGGUUACGAGAAAGGCAACAAGUACGGUGCAUCAAUUGCUCACUAUGAGCUGCAUGCUCAUCAACCCUAUGCAUCCUCGACUUUGAACAACAAUGAUGAAGUUCGUAUCACCAUCCAGAAUCAAAAUUUGUGCAUACUUCCUAGCAAAAGUGCACUCCAUAUUCUCGGAAAGUUUACUAAGAAUGAUAAUACUGCUGUCGUUGCUACCACCAACUUGGUUGAUAUGGGGAUUGUCCACAUGAUUAAAGAAUUCCGUUUACUUAUGAAUGGUGUUGAAGUUGAUCGAAGCAGUAACGUCGGUAUAACAAGCCUGAUGAAAGGUUAUGUAUCAUUUAGUCUAAAUCAGUUAAGUACUUUAGAGAAUGCUGGCUGGGUAAUGGAAGAUAAUGUCAAAUUGAUCAACGCUGCAGGAAAUUUUGACUUAUUGAUUCCGCUGAAUAUUUUGAGUGGUUUUGCUGAAGAUUAUCUGAAAGUUCUCAUGAAUGUUCAGCUAGAGAUAGUUCUUACAAUUUCAAACAGUGCCAUUAAUGCUUACAUACAACAAGCAGCGGCAGGAGCGGAUGCUGAGGAAGUAAAAUUGACUUUACAAAAAAUUGAGUGGAUUGUGCCGUAUGUAACGCUUUCAGACAAAGAGAAAAUUCAAGCAUUAAAUUAUAUUACCAGUGAUCCAGCUAUCUCAAUUAGUCUUCGAACCUGGGAAUUGUAUGAGUAUCUGCUGUUACCAGCAACCUCAAGACACAUUUGGGCUGUCAAAACAUCAACACAACUGGAGAAGCUAUGUUACGUCAUCCUUGGAUUUCAAACAGCAAGAAAAAACGACGCAAGGAAGAACGCUAGUCGAUUUGAUCACUGUGCGCUUCGGAACGUAAAGUUAUUCCUGAACUCACAGAGUUAUCCGUACGGGGAUCUUAAUUUGGACAUAAACGACAAUCAGUAUGCUUUAUUGUAUAAUAUGUACACUGAUUUUGAAUCUUCAUAUUACAAUAAAGAGCCUGAGCCACUGUUGACAAAGCGGAAAUUUCUGCAAGAAGCUCCGCUCUGUGUUAUAGACUGCUCUAAACAGAAUGAGGCUAUUAAAUCUGGACCAGUAGACAUUCGAUUGGAAUUUGAAUCCACAAAUCAAUUUCCACAAAACACAACGGCUUAUUGUUUAAUCAUUCACGAUCGUAUAGUUGAGUAUAAUCCCAUCAGCAGCACUGUACGGAAAUUGACUUGA
Molecule: messenger RNA, 1347 nt
Organism: Microplitis mediator
Lineage: Eukaryota; Metazoa; Arthropoda; Insecta; Hymenoptera; Braconidae
Exons: 2
Coding region: 1-1347 (448 amino acids)
Source: RefSeq, a predicted model, not a curated record